AGAAAAAAAAUAAAAACGAUUCUUACUCUCCUCAAUCGUUGCUUUCACCCUGCACGGAUCUCUGUCUCUUCCCAAUCCCUUACGAAACCCGUUACGUAAAUCUCUCUCUUUCUCUCUCUCUCCCCCGCCUUUUCUCUCCGCUAGGGUUUCGAGAAAAAAAACUAGUAAUAAAACGAAAGAAAUCAAAUCUCAGAUUGUGUCAAAGUCUUUUGGAUGACCUUGCUAAGACUUCUGAACUAUGACAUCAAGUAUGUUAACCGCAGAGCGCAGAUGGGCUUCUGCAAGAAAAGGUGGCAUGAAAGUUUUGGGGAAAGUUCCAGUUCCAAAACCAAUAAACCUACCCAGCCAAAGGUUAGAAAAUCAUGGUCUGGACCCAAAUGUUGAAAUUGUGCCCAAGGGUACUCAUAGCUGGGGCACCAGAUCAUCUUCUUCCACACCUAAUGCCUGGGGUUCUUCAACGCUUUCUCCAAACACUGAUGGUGGUAGUGGUUCUCCAAGCCAUCUCAGUGGCCGCCCUUCAUCUGGUGGAAGUGGCACUCGACCAUCAACUGCAAGCAGUGAUAGAACCCAUGAACCCAUCACUAAUGCAUGGGGUUCAAAUUCUAGGCCAUCUUCGGCAUCAGGAGCAUUGACAUCAAAUCAAACAUCACCUGUGCCGCUGCGUCCUCGCAGUGCAGAAACAAGACCUGGUAGCUCACAGUUAUCUCGGUUUGCUGAACCGUUGUCUGAUAAUUCAGUGGCAUGGGGUACAACUGGAACAGCAGAAAAGUUGGGUGUGACAUCCUCUAAGAAUGAUGGGUUUUCUUUGACUUCUGGCGAUUUUCCAACACUGGGUUCAGAAAAAGAAAUCUCUGGAAAAAACUUGGAGUCCCAAGACCAUGGUUCUUACAGUCGUCCUGGUUCGUCAUCAAGUGUAGUAGCUCCAGGGAAGGAGAGUACUGGAAAUUCUGCAGGUGAUGCUUCUAUAAAGACAAAUGCAAAAAUUGAAUCUGCAAAUUCUUGGAGGACAGAGAAUCCCAUGUAUGGUGAAGAUGGGUUGAGGCCUAACAUGGAGAAGUGGCACCUUGAUCCCCAUUUGUAUCCUAAUUCUAAUAUUCAUCAUCAGAAUUAUGAUUCUUGGCGCAGUCCCCCUGUAAAUAAUCAUCCUGGUGGUGUCUGGUACAGAGGGCCUCCAGGAGGUCCGCCUUUUGCACCCCCGAUUGCUCCUGGUGGCUUUCCAAUAGAGCCAUUUCCUUAUUAUCGACCACAGAUUCCCCCUGCUGCUCUUGCCAACCCACAGCAAGGUCCUCCACCAGGAUCUGGACCAAGAGGACCACAUCCGAAGAAUGGAGAUGUGUUCAGACCCCAUAUGCAUGAUGCCUUUAUUCGCCCAGGCAUGCCAUUUGGGCAUGGCUUUUAUCCUGGACCAGUCCCUUAUGAGAACUAUUAUGGUCCUCCUGUGGGCUACUGCAAUUCCAAUGAUCGAGAUAUUCAGUUUAUGGGAAUGACAGUGGGUCCUGCUCCCUAUAACAGAUAUUCCGGUCAAAAUACUCCUGAUCCUGGAAAUUCCCAUGGAAGACCUGGUGGAUAUGGCCCUAGUGGUCACACAAUGGUUUCUGAACAGCUUGAGUCUGGUCAUCAACAAGAUGCCCGAGGACCAUACAAAGUCCUUAAGCAGCAUGAUGGUUCAGAGGGAAAAGAUGAAGAACACAAGUGGGAUGCCAUGAUGACAACCAACACAUCAUAUCCUGGGAAGGCAGACCAUCAAAGAAAGUCACCGUGGGAGAAUGGCUGGAGAGCAGAUGACAAGAAAAAUGGAGAGAGAGAUACAAGAAGAUAUGGAGAAGAAUUUUCUUUUGAGGCCACUGACAACCAAGGAGGUGCUAAAGUGAAACCUCUUGAACAUGUGGGAAAUUGGAAGGCUGCUGCUGAUAGUUCAGUUAAGGAAUUGGAACAUUCAGAACAUGCAGCAUCUGCUUUUCCAGAAGUUCCAGCAGCCCCAAAAGAUCCCAGUCUGAUUAGGAAAAUAGGUUUAAAUGCAAAGGCCCAGGCCUCUGAUGGAAGGCAAGAAGUUAAAUUUGUUUUCAGUAGAGAGGAGCAGAAGAAUAGGUUACAAGUUGGUAAUGCCAAGUCUAAUCAUUCUGCAAAUGAAGCUGAUACUAGUUAUGUAUCUCAAAGAAUUCAUGUCAGUUGCAUUAUUGACGCUGGUUUCCAUGAAGACCGCAUUUCUGCUGCAGAUAAGAGCCUUGAGGUACAAAAUGCUAACGAAACACCAAGCUCCAGGAGAUCAACUCAAGGUAUGCAUGGAAGAUCUGAUCAUCAUGGAAAAGGGAGGUUUAUCACCCAAGAGCCUGAUAGGUGGCAGAGAAGAUCCCAAGUUGUAGACUCGCCGUGUGUUUUGUCUUCUCAUUUUGAAAGUUCUAAUGUUUAUAGGCAAGACCAUAGUUUUGCGGAGGCAACUGAAAAGUCUGGGUUAUGUCAUCAAGGGAAGGAUGAUGGAGUAUCUGUGCCGCCUCACCCUGAUCCUGGUGAUAGCCAGAUACAACAUGCUAAGAUGGAAGAGCUAGCUAUUCAACGGAUUAAACAGCGAGAGAAGGAAGAGGAGGAAUGGGAAAGAGAGCAAAAGGCUAAGGCACUUGCAAAAGAGUUGAAUAAGUGGACAAAAGCAGCAGAAAGUUUAAGUGAGGUGCUGCCAGAGAAGCCAAAGGUGACCCAUAAGGAGUCCAUUGUGAUACAUGACCAAUUGGAACCACUGCUACAGGAUGUUAGUCAUGCUGAUGCUGAUCACCCUGAUAAUGCCCCACAGAUUCAUGACAGUAGAGCUUCUAAGCAGAAGCGUGUGAGCUACAGACAGAAGCAGAAUGGUCCCUUGGGAAAGACCUCCAAUGAUAAGUUAUCAUCUUCUACAACUGAAGCACCAAAAAAUGUCACUGAUAUAGCAGCUAAUGCUCCUGUUUCUCAUGAGGGUGUGAACAAAUUUACCUCAAACUCAGAAUCAACUUUACCCAUCAACCCAACUGUGGCCGAGUCUUCAGUAAAUCAUAGAAGGAAGAACAGGAAUGGAAAGAACAAACACAAAAUGGAUGAUGCAUCAACAUUGGCAGUUGUAACACCAACUCUAUCAAAAGAAUCAGCUGCUGCUUUAGACACUUCAGCUGAAAGUGGCAAGUCGGCUUCUGAAUCUCUUUUGGAUCCAAGCUCAUUUCAGCCUCAGACUGAUUCUAGAGAUGGAAAUCAGUCCAUGGAUCAAUGCACAUCAUCACCAAACGAAGAAGCUCAUGGAAGAGUAAAUAACCAGUGGAAAGUGCAACAUCUUCGCAGGAUGCCAAGGAAUCCACAAGCUAAUAAAUCGACUGAAAAAUUCCCAAGUGGUGAUGCUGUUAUCUGGGCUCCUGUUCGGUCACAAAGUAAAAUUGAGGCUGCUGAUGAAGCCACUCAGAAGAACGUGGCUGAUGCCAUUAGUGCACCCAUGAAGAGUGAUCAGCAAGUGCAGAAUAAUGCAAGAACUAAACGGGCAGAAAUUGAAAGAUACAUUCCAAAACCUGUAGCCAAAGAAAUGGCUCAGCAAGGAAGUAGUCCCCAGUCAGUGGCUCCAUUAAUCAAUCAGAUUACACCAGAUGAGACUGCUGGAAAACCCGAAUCUGGUUCUCCAAGUGUUGAAAGUUCUCAAACCUCUUCCACAGGCAUGGGAAAGGUAGGAUCCACUUUGGAAGCUAAGAAUGGGGAUGGCAGGCAAAAUAAGUCUGGAAAAAUGCAUGGAUCAUGGCGCCAGCGGGGAUCAGCAGAAUCAACCACAUCUUUUACAAGUAGGAAUGUUCAAAAAUCAAUUGAGCAUCAAGUCCAGAAACCUGAUGUAAGUUCACCAAAAGAGCAAUUGAGUCAUUCUGAUGAAUGGAAUGAGCCUGAUGGCAGGAACAUUCCUGAAAAUAUUGAUGUGCCAGUCACUACCCUUGCUAUAAAAGAUCAGGGUGCAACAGCCAGAGGUAGGCGGCAAUCAUACAGGGGACAAAAAGGCACAGGAUAUAGCCAUGAGCCUGAUGAGAAGAGAAUUAAUACUGGGGACACCGAAAAGGUUUAUGUCCAAACUUCAGGCUCAGAGAUGCAUCAAGCUGACUUCCCUGCAACUUCAAAAGAAAAUCGGUCUGUUGGGGAAAGAUCAGCAUCUCAUUGGCAACCUAAAUCUCAGCCAUUUUCAGCAACUAAUCAGCGAGGAAGCAGGACCAAUGGUGGUCAGAACACAGGCUCUGAAGUUGGUAGGGGUAAUAAAAAGGAUUCCAGUUCCCAAACUUUCAUGCCACUGUUGUCUCAACCUGGCAGGGAUAUUGCUACAGUUAAGGCCCGGCCUCAUCCUGAACGCUCUCUAUCUGAAAAGAGCAUUUUGGAAGAAGUUCCACGCACUGCACAUCAAGAGGGUAAGAAUGGAAGGAAGAUACCUUCACAUAAAGGACAACGUCCUAGUAGCCCAGUUGAACCAUCUCCUUUGAAUAUGGAUUUUCAACAAGAGCAACGUAUAUCUUCAGGGUUCCAAAAAAAUGGAAACCAAAACAGCUGUUUUGGUGGAGAGCAUGAUUCUCGUGGCGAUUGGAGUGGUUCUGGGAAAGAUAACAAACAACACAACGUACCUGCAAACCGUGAAAGGCAGAUACAGAAUACACAUUAUGAGUGCCAGCCAGUAGGGCCACAAAAUACUUACAAAGCUAACAAUUUUGAAUCUUCAAAAGAUGUUUCCCAUAAUUCUGUUGCAAGGUCCAGGGAGAGAGGUCAGGGUCGCUCAAGGCAUGGCGGGGGAAACUCUCAUGGAUGGCAAACUGGUAGUAGUGUUCGAGUAGAUGCCAAUUAUGAUUAGGGAUGCAACUCUCAGAUCUGUUCUGGUGUGUCAAAAAACCAUGCCUCCAUAAAAGUUUGGGCUUGAUCCCUCACAGUUUCAGGUAUUUUAGUUUAGGUAGUCAUAUUCUGCUGUAAAUGAUAUUGGAUCAUCAUCAGCUGAUGGCAUAUUAAUUGAGCAGGGCUUGUUGCAACACAGAUGCGUCCAGGAAAAAGAAGAAUACGGACAGACAGACAGGAGGCCCUUGGAUGUGGUUGAUUUAUUUUCUUUUUUUUUAAGAUGUAUUUGAUCUGAGCAGUGUAAUUUGGUGACUGGUCGCAGUGUGUUAGCUGUGGAACCCUAGAUAUGUUUUGAGCAGUGUAACUAGUGAUCUAUAUUCCUUUUAUAUGAACACCGGAAAGAAUGAAGUAGAGGAGCUAUCCUGGUUCUCCCACAUUUAUCCCA
Molecule: messenger RNA, 5248 nt
Organism: Populus nigra (black poplar)
Lineage: Eukaryota; Viridiplantae; Streptophyta; Magnoliopsida; Malpighiales; Salicaceae
Product: protein MODIFIER OF SNC1 1-like
Exons: 10
Coding region: 239-4825 (1528 amino acids)
Biological process (GO): epigenetic regulation of gene expression
Source: RefSeq, a predicted model, not a curated record